Molecule: messenger RNA, 993 nt
Organism: Caenorhabditis briggsae
Lineage: Eukaryota; Metazoa; Nematoda; Chromadorea; Rhabditida; Rhabditidae
Exons: 6
Coding region: 1-993 (330 amino acids)
Source: RefSeq, a predicted model, not a curated record
AUGUGCACGAGCAAGCCUAAAAGUAUUCCUCUGCCUGAGCAGCACAUUCUUUGCUCAACACCAAACUCUGGAUGUCGUUACGUGGAAGUGAAAACUGGACGGAAGUCUUGGGAAAAGAGAACAGCGGUUUUGAUUCGAACCGACGAAGAACCGAAGCUCCACAUAUACACGUACUUCUUGAAAGGAAUUGGUGCAGGGAAACCGCUGAUAGGAAGGACGUUUCCAUUGAAUAGUCUGAAGACGUGCGAGGCGAAAAGAGACAAUAAUGGUGUGAUUACGAUGAAAUUGGUCACCGAUAGACGGAUGGAAUUGGUAUUUAAAACCAGUGGAAAUGAUGCAGGAUUGUGGGUUGCAGCUAUUAUGAGUUGUUCUCAAGCAUCACUUUGUCAUGAGACCCAUGCACCGAUUAAUGAUGGUUCAGCUUCGAAUGCCGUUCCAAAUAUUAAGGAGGAACCCGAUAACAAUGCGUACACUGGAUCCAGAGAAGGAUAUGUGUUACCGGUUCAAGAGGGAUCGUUGGAUGAGGAAAAGAAGAAAAAAGAAGAGAAACAAGAGGGCAACAAUCUAGCUCAACAGCAAAAGUCGGAUGAGAAAAAGCAGGAAUCUGGAAACAGGCUAACAAAAGUCAAUUCCAAAACAAAAACAAAGGAUUCAACAACAACCGAAUCGAAAAGAAACAAGGCCAAAGUGAAAAAAGGACCUCUGAAUCCAGACGCCCCUGCUGCGGAAGCUGUUAUACCUGUCCAAAAAACGGAUUCCGAACCGGACAACAAUUGUGAUCCACAGUUGAAAAAGACGCAGACAGAAACACAAGAAACUUCUGGAAAGGGUGCCGGGGGAGAGACCCCGAACAAAUUGGUGACGCCCAAUUCCACGACUCCAGCUGGAGCUUCUUUGACACCAAUUCCAGCGCAUGAUGCCAAUGCGAAAGAUGAACAUAAGAAGACGUUGACGAAUUCGGAUGAGAAUGAAGUGCCGGACAAGAAGAAGUGA